AAGUAAGUGCAAAAGUACGUCGUCCGCCCUUGUUGCUUUUCCUGUGACGUCGCUGCCACCGUGGAACACGAACAGACGCCAUGGAUUUCACAGCGCCCCCGGAGGGGUCUCUUUCGACGAAGCGUAAAUUCGCGCCUACUGGAGGGAGGAAGAAAGGAGGGGGAGGAGGAGGAGAAGUUGGCGUGACAGUGAGCAACGUGAAGAAGGAAGAGAAGCCGGUAGCUAAGCUGCAGCAAGAAGAUGGGAAGGAGAAGGAGGAAGAUCUGAAGAAGUCGGACACUAUGGACACGUCGACGAACGGCGCUGUGGUGGUUGAGGUGAAGAAGGAGGGCGGGGUAGACGCGAUGGCUGUGGAUGUGAAGCCCGACGUGGACGUGAAGCCCGAUGUUGAGGGCCUGCAUCGAAAGCUGUUGGUGAAAGAAGAGAUCGUCGAAGAUGUCAAGCCGGCACGUCAGGACGAUGGUGAUGGGAAGAAGAAACCUGCCAUAGCUCCCAUUGGAAAUGACGACGACAUUGCGAAUCUCAAGGCGAAAGCCAUGGUCGCCGCAGCUCACGAAGCAGCAAAUAUGCCCGACACUGAGUUUGAAAAACGCUUGUUUGAUCCAGAGAAAAUAUCUCUGCCACUGAAAAAUCCGGUGGACAAGUUCGAGCUCCUGCCUGCUUUCUUAAAGGUCAGAGGGUUAGUGAAACAACAUAUCGACUCGUUCAAUUAUCUCAUCAACUGCGAAAUCAAGAAAAUUGUGCAUGCAAAAGAAAAUGAGCGGGUCACAUGCGACACAGAUCCGAACUUUUACUUGAAGUUCACAGACAUUUUUGUAGGGAAGCCUUGUGUGGAGGAGGACUACAUCGUCGAAGACAUUAAUCCUCAGCAAUGUAGGCUGCGCGAUAUGACGUAUGCAGCACCCAUAACAGUGGAUGUGGAGUACACAAGGGGCAAGGAAAUAGUGGUGCGCAAAGGUAAAAAUGGGCAGGGCGCAAUUGUGAUUGGACGGAUGCCUCUUAUGCUUCGUAGCGCACGCUGUGUACUGGCUGGCAAAAGUGAGGCUGAACUUGCCAAAUUAGGGGAAUGCCCACUUGAUCCAGGAGGCUAUUUUGUUGUUAAAGGUGUAGAGAAGGAGGAGGAGGAGGAGGAGGAGGAGGAGGAGGAGGAGAAGAAGAAAAGGAGUAAAGGAGGAGGAGGAGAGGAGAAGAAGACGAAAGGAGGAGGAGGAGGAGGAGAGGAAGAAGGAGAAGAAGAGGAAGGAAGGAGGUGGACGCGGAUUCACCACGAUGGCUACAGCAGCUUGACGGGCAGCGAAGAUGGGGAGGGCUGCUCGACGGGGCAGCUCGACGGGGAGUGACGACGGCAGCUCGACGAAGACGGGCGGGCUUCGAGACGG
Chara braunii is the source of this 1379-nucleotide messenger RNA. NCBI's taxonomy places the organism in Eukaryota, Viridiplantae, Streptophyta, Charophyceae, Charales, Characeae. The record is from the annotation of a GenBank genome assembly.